GACGAGACAUAUUAAGAAUCGGAAUCGGAAUUGGAAUCGCAGAACCAUGAAGACGAGUUUGCUGCUAACUUUUGUGAUGAUGAUGCUGGGAGUGACAUUGAGAUUGGUGCUGGCCGGCGCAGAUCAUGGUUAUACGUAUGUUCAACCUUUGGGUGAGCAGCUGGACGAAAUCCAAAGGGACACUCUUCCCAGGAAACACCGUGUGAGGCCACGUGGCUACCCAGAGUUUUCCUACCAAAAUUGUGGAGACCCGGAUGAGGUGGAUUACGCCGCUGCUCUGGCCACCUACCAUGCCAAUCGCCCCCAACUGCGUCGUAUUUACAACCACCAGGAAGUCCAGGUGGACAGCUCGUUCUUUGAGCCCUCGCUGCAGAGGAUCAAGGAACUCAAGCGGAUCCUGUUGGAUCAGCAAUAA
This is a messenger RNA of Drosophila rhopaloa, 415 nucleotides long. RefSeq lists its product as uncharacterized. The transcript has 2 exons. Lineage: Eukaryota; Metazoa; Arthropoda; Insecta; Diptera; Drosophilidae. The record is from RefSeq and is a predicted model, not a curated record. The coding region runs from base 47 to 415 and encodes 122 amino acids.